AUUCAAUAAUUCAACAGCAGAAUUAAAGUUAUGGAAAAGUAAACUUGCUAGGCUCAAUGUUGUUCAAAAAAGCAUUCUUGAAGCAUUUUUGCUAUGCGAUUCAAUACAUUUUCCAAAUAUUAAUAAAUUAUUAAAAAUUGUAUGCACGUUACCUGUUUCGACAGCGACCCCUGAGAGAACGUUUUCAACACUUAAACGAGUAAAAACAUAUUUAAGGAACACUACGGGCCUUUUACGCUUAUUGGUUAAUCAGGCCCUGACUACGGGUCAG
This is a messenger RNA of Cinara cedri, 271 nucleotides long. The record is from the annotation of a GenBank genome assembly. NCBI's taxonomy places the organism in Eukaryota, Metazoa, Arthropoda, Insecta, Hemiptera, Aphididae.